UCUCUCUCUCUCUCUCUCUCUCACUCUCACUCUCACUCUCACUCUCACUCUCACUCUCUCUCGUCUUUCUUGUUUCUUAUUUGUCUAUAUCUCUCUCUAUCCAUCUGUCCUUCCGUCCGCCCUUAUCUUUCUCACAUGCCUCACAUCAGACACACAUGCUCAUCUCACACGGGCACACCGUUGUAGAGACACCCCAUUUCAGAGAACGGAGAAGUCAUUUACUAGUCCGGUUUCAUUCUCUCGCUCUCUCCUCUUCUCUCUCUUGCUCUCUCUCCCUGCUCCCCCGUUCUCUUCUCCUUUUGGAAUUCCUGCUCCUCUUCUGUCACAGCCACCCUCCGCUCGAGCCCUUCAGCGGGGUCCCUGCGUCAGGAUAGACGGUAGACUGAGAGGCCGUGGCUUGUGACAGACUGUAACCUGUGGUCCCAGCGAAUCAGAAGUGCCCCCCGGCAGGCUGGCCACACCCCCACCCUCCUGCCUCCAUGUAUCCUGAAUCUACCACAGACUCCCCUGCCCGCCUCUCCCUCCGACAGACUGGCUCGCCAGGCAUGAUAUACAGUGCUCGCUAUGGGAGCCCCAAAAGACAACUGCAAUUCUACAGAAACCUUGGCAAAUCUGGACUGAGGGUAUCCUGUCUGGGCCUAGGAACAUGGGUGACGUUCGGGGGACAGAUAACGGAUGAGACGGCAGAGCAGUUGAUGACUCUGGCCUACGAGAACGGCAUCAAUCUGUUUGACACGGCCGAGGUUUACGCCGCUGGAAAGGCGGAAACCGUGCUGGGCAACAUCAUAAAGAAGAAAGGUUGGAGACGCUCCACUCUGGUGAUCACAACAAAAAUCUACUGGGGCGGAAAAGCCGAGACUGAAAGAGGGUUGUCCCGGAAACACAUCAUAGAAGGUUUAAAAGCCUCGUUGGAAAGACUGCAGUUGGAAUAUGUGGACGUGGUCUUCGCCAACAGACCGGACCCCAACACCCCGAUGGAAGAGACAGUGCGGGCGAUGACCCAUGUGAUCAACCAGGGCAUGGCUAUGUACUGGGGAACAUCUCGCUGGAGCCCCAUGGAGAUCAUGGAAGCGUACUCCGUUGCCCGGCAGUUCAACCAGAUACCCCCGAUCUGUGAGCAAGCCGAGUACCACAUGUUCCAGAGGGAGAAGGUGGAGGUACAACUACCUGAGCUCUUCCACAAGAUCGGUGUGGGGGCCAUGACAUGGUCGCCCCUGGCCUGUGGCAUCAUCUCAGGGAAGUACGACAGCGGGGUGCCAGCCUACUCCCGCGCCUCACUCAAGGGUUACCAGUGGUUGAAGGACAAGAUCCUGAGCGAGGAGGGUCGCCGUCAGCAGGCGAAGUUGAAAGAGCUGCAGGCAAUCGCCGAGCGUCUGGGCUGCACUCUGCCCCAGCUCGCCAUCGCGUGGUGCCUACGGAAUGAGGGCGUCAGCUCUGUGCUCCUCGGAGCCUCCACCACAGACCAGCUCAUGGAGAACAUCGGAGCCAUACAGGUCCUCCCCAAGCUGUCAUCUUCCAUCACCCAUGAGGUGGACAGCAUCCUGGGCAACAAGCCCUACAGUAAAAAGGACUACCGCUCCUAACGGCCAGCGGCCCUCACGCCGCCCCGCCCCGCUCACAUGCGCCGGGGGAUGACAACAACCAAGAAACACACACACACACACGCACACGCACACACACACACACACACACACACACACACACACACACACACAAAAACACACAUCUUUGCCUGAUCCUCUUGUCUGCUUGAGCUUUUACGGAAUGAGGCCCUUGGCGCAUGAGUCUGGUCCAACGUCGGCCACCCCAGGGCCCCUGUUCCGCCCCCGCCCCCCCCCCCCCCCCCCCCCCCCUCCCCACUCAUAGAUCUGGUGGAGGAUUCGAUGAGACGAACUGGACAGAGAUACAGGGUGGGUGGGUGGGGUUUGUGUGCAUGGAGGCAGGCUCCAGUGGGAAAGGGGAUGGGGAAUUGAGACGCGUUUGAACAUUAGGGGGAAGUUAGGGACUUGAGCUCAUAGUACAAAUCAGUUACGUGUUCAAGAUAGCUGAACAAAAGCAUUAAUAACUGGCAACA
Molecule: messenger RNA, 2074 nt
Organism: Gadus macrocephalus (Pacific cod)
Lineage: Eukaryota; Metazoa; Chordata; Actinopteri; Gadiformes; Gadidae
Gene: kcnab2a
Product: potassium voltage-gated channel subfamily A regulatory beta subunit 2a
Exons: 16
Coding region: 480-1583 (367 amino acids)
Biological process (GO): potassium ion transport; transmembrane transport; regulation of potassium ion transmembrane transport
Cellular component (GO): extrinsic component of cytoplasmic side of plasma membrane; juxtaparanode region of axon; membrane
Molecular function (GO): transmembrane transporter binding; potassium channel regulator activity; voltage-gated potassium channel activity
Source: RefSeq, a predicted model, not a curated record